This is a messenger RNA of Alternaria metachromatica, 927 nucleotides long. RefSeq lists its product as uncharacterized. The record is from RefSeq and is a predicted model, not a curated record. The coding region runs from base 1 to 927 and encodes 308 amino acids. NCBI's taxonomy places the organism in Eukaryota, Fungi, Ascomycota, Dothideomycetes, Pleosporales, Pleosporaceae. The transcript has 3 exons.
AUGUCUGUCCUUAUCACGGGAGCCUCUGGGUAUCUCGGUGGCUCGCUGCUUGCGGCACUGCACAACGACGAACUUCCAGAGCACAAAGACAUAUAUGCUCUCGUCAGAUCUCCAGACCAAGCGGAAGCGGUGAAGAAGUAUGGCGCGCGCCCUCUCACUCUCAAUUUACAAGAUGAAGAGAGUGUGAUCAAGAGCAUCGUCGAUGCGCAGAUAUCCGUCAUAUUCUUCCUCGUUGACGCUAUGAACUCCGAUAUGCAGGUUCCCAUGAUAAAAGCCCUCGCAGAAGUCAAGAAGCAAACUGGACGCGAAGUCCACUAUUUGCACACCAGUGGCGCAAAGAUCUUCAGCGAACAUGCGGGGAUGCCUAUCGAUCGACCACUUCCCGAUACAGAUGCUGGUCUGUACAAAUUACAAAAGAGCUCCAAGGCUCCUCAUCAACUCUUAACGCAGGCGACGAACACGAACAAUGUCAUCAUCGAAACAGCGGAGGAACAUGGGGUUCGCAGCUAUAUCUUCAUCCCAUGUAUCGUAUACGGUGAAGGCAAAGGUUUUGGUAACAAAAUCUCGAUCCAAACCACAGCUGUGGUCAAAGCCGCGAAGGGGGCCGGCGCCGUGUACGAUGUCAACCCGGAAGGCUGGACUUGGCCCGUAUGUCAUAUCGACGACAACUCGAAACUGUACGUGGAAUUGCUGAAGAGUAUUCUACGCGACGAGAAUCCAGAAUAUGGCGAGAAUGGGUACUAUCUUGCUUCCUCCGGAAGUGUGGCCUGGUACGACAUAUAUGCCGCAAUGGCGAAAGCGCUUGCGAACCGUGGUAUCAUCGACAGCCCGGAAGUUAAGAUAGCGGAUGAAGCAGCGCUAGAUAAGAUGGCACAGGCCUUGGCUUGCCCUAAAGAUCUUGUUGCAGUUCAGCUGGGUGGGAAGUGA